This is a messenger RNA of Amphibalanus amphitrite, 2442 nucleotides long. RefSeq lists its product as uncharacterized. The record is from RefSeq and is a predicted model, not a curated record. The coding region runs from base 1586 to 2062 and encodes 158 amino acids. The transcript is spliced from 3 exons. NCBI's taxonomy places the organism in Eukaryota, Metazoa, Arthropoda, Thecostraca, Balanomorpha, Balanidae.
GGGGGGGGGGCUCUUAAUUUAUUUUAGCCCCUCCAACUGGACGAAUUGAAGGUGGAUUUUUAACUUACAUGCUGUGUGACCCACAACCCCUAAUUUGGGGAGGACAAGCUGCCCUAACAGUUCCUGGUCUCAUGAAAAGUUGUGGGGCACUGCUCCCACAGCCCCAGAGUUGUGGGAGCAAGCUUCCCUCACUGCCUUCUCCCCCGGUUCCUGUGCCUCUGUAUGAAUCUAUGAAAUUAUGUUGGUAGAUUUCCGAUUUUGAUUCCUCCAGCUGUGAGGAGGGGGGGGGGGCUCAAAUACAUAAUGAGCCCCCCAGCCGAAAAGUUGGAGGGGCUCAGCCCCCGCUAGCCCCCCCCCCGGUUCCCGCGCCUAACUAGGUCAUUCAAAGACAUUUUGUGGUCAUGAUCUCUUAGUGUAUUGUCAAUAGGCCAAAGCUUGAAGAGUCUCUCAAUCCCAAAUGGUUUUCAGCUCAGUUUUAGCAUUUUUUUAAUCUUAUGGGUCACCUUUAAUGAUAUUAAGACCCACUUUAGCCUUAUGACCUUAACUUAUGGGUGGGUCCCCCAAUGACCUUAAGGUCAAGUAACGUUUUCGCCUAUAACUUUGCACCUAAUUAAGCUACAGCUUUCAGCGUAGGCUCAUUGUGUUCAGCUCGACGAGACGAAUCGAAUGCUAUGCAAUAUUAGGCAUUUUGGCCAUCUUAAGUAUGUAAGUGUUUAAGUAGUGCUUAACUUCUUAAGUACACUUACCUAGUAAAAUUGUAUAUCAUUCGAUGCGCAAGAGCAAGCUGAGCACGAUGGCGUUUGCCGUUUAUCUUUCUCUUAAAUAGAUCAAAAGUUAUAAGCAAAAAACUGCAUGAGUAAAAUCGCGACCUUGUGACCUUUUGUGACCUACAGGACUUAAGAGGUUCAGGUUAAGCAAAAGUUAAGUAUAGGGUUCGAUUGGGCUUGUUCCAAGCUUUUGAAUGGCUUCCUAAAAUUUGUUCUAGCUGUUAUAAGUUCUGAGAUAUAGCGAUAUUUCUUCCAAAAACGCCGAUUUGGGAAAAUAUUGGCCUUUUAACCCCCCAAAACCCCCUUAAACACGACCCUUGGGGAACGAAGUUUGCGGGAGGGCGAGACCUCUGUUCGUAAGGUAUCGAGGUAAGGUAUAAGGUAAGGUAUAAGGUUUAUAAGGUAUCGUAAGGUACCUCUGUUCGUAAGGGCGAGUUCGUAAGGUAUCGAGAUAUUUAUCCUUUGUACUUUCUGUUGUGUACUUUCGGUUGUGUUUGCUCUGUCACACUGCCACCAGCGGUCCUCGUGUGCCCUAUCACUGUGUUGGGUCAUAGUGUUUUGUCUGUGUGGCCGCCAGGAGCGUCAAAUGCAGUCGGCGCUACGGCUGGCCGUGUCAGCGACCCACCGGCUCGGCCACGGCCAACAGGCAGCCGACUCCGACGUCAAGUAGGCGCUACGGUUCCUGACGCCAGCAGGAGCACUUGACCAGCAGCUCACCGCCACCGCACAGGACCUGGCACAGCUCGGCACAGGCAUGCACAUUGACCCAGCAGUGGUGCAAGAAUGCGAAUGGCACGUCAGUCACCAGAUCUGCAGUGAUGUCGCCCGGCUCUGACGAUGGCGCACAGCCGCCGUGUCCGCGGUCUCCGUCGCCGCCGCGGUAUGCGGCGCUGGGCGGCGACUCGUACAUGUCGCGGUCUCGCCAUUGGGGGCCGAACGAUUCGCGGCUCCCGCCGACCCCGCCGGCGACGAGUUUCCUCCGGCGAGUCCUGCGCCAUCUGGCGUGGUCGACGCUGCCCGGGAGGUUCCUGGCUGGCAAGCUGCUGCUGUGUCUACCGACGCACAGAGUUUUGUCGUGGCUGUGCUGUCCGCGGCCGUGCUCCACGGUUGCGACGUCUGCGGCCAAGCUGCCCGCUGCUGAGCUCCGCGGCCGAGCUGCCAGUGGCCGCGCUCUGCGGCCGUGCUCUGCGGUCGUGCUCUGCGGCCGUGCUUCCCGUGGCUGGGCCCUCCGUGGUCCCGUGAUCGUGGCCGCGGCGAGGGUGCCGCGACCUGCGCGGUGCCGUGCGCUGCAGUGAUGGCGCCGCGCACUGUGCAGUGAUUGUGCCGAGCGCUGCGUACGCGGUGGGUGCCGCGCGCCGCGCUGUUGAGCGUGCCGUAUUCGGACGGUGGCUGCCGCGCGCAGCGUGGUGAUUGCUGCGCUCUGCCAUGAGUGCCGCUCACUGCCGUGGCCUGAGUGCCGCGCUCGGACGGAGUGCCACGCGCCGUUGUGUUGCGUCGCCUUCUGCCUUUUGAUAUGUGCUAUCUCCGAAUUUAAUGUUGCUUGUUGCCGAUGUUCGCUUCUUUUCGUUAAGAGGGUCGGGUAUAGUCGGUCGAUUUAUUCGCACCGUUUGAUUUCGUACCGGCUUCUCUUCUGUUUCUUAUUGUUUUCUGCGAUGUCACUUGUCCGAUUUUAUAU